UUCUUCCUGGAGCACACCUUCCCCAAUUAACAACAAUAUAAUCCCAAUUUCCUACUAACAAUACUUCUAAUUUCUAUCCCAAUUUUCACUUCCCUUAUAUAUACGCAUAAUUCAUAAACUCCAUUGAUUGGCAUCGAUCUGAAUUGUUCACGUUUCAAUUGAGGAAGAAGAUGGGUGUUGUAAAAGCAGCAGUAGCUGAUUUUGUUAUGACAUUUAUUGUGAUAUUUUCUACUUCAACGAUUGGAGUUCUCACUUACAUCAUUGGAUCUGUAUUUGGAAUUGCUCAUGGAUCGGCCUCUCUGUUCAUCACUAUUGUCAUUGUUUUCCUGUUGUUCUUAGUGUUUGGUGUCAUAGCUGAAGCUUUGGGUGGCGCCGCCUUUAAUCCUGCUGAUACGGCGGCGUUUUAUGCUGCCGGUGUCGGAAAGGACUCGCUCUUCUCUGUUGCCGCCAGAUUUCCUGCUCAGGCCGCUGGCGCAGUUGCUGGUGCAGUAGCAAUAUUGGAGGUUAUUCCUACACAGUACAAGCACAUGCUAGGUGGGCCUUUGUUGAAAGUUGACUUGCACAAUGGGGCCAUUGCUGAGGGCAUCUUAACUUUCGUAAUGACGUUUCUGGUCUUUAUGAUUGUACUGAAGGGUCCUAAAAGUGCACUUCUCAAGAAUUGGUUACUUGCAAUGUCAACUGUUACCAUGGUAGUUGCAGGUUCAAAGUACACUGGACCUUCUAUGAAUCCAGCCAAUGCAUUUGGUUGGGCUUACAUAAACAACAUGCACAACACAUGGGAGCAGUUUUACGUCUACUGGAUCUGUCCCUUCAUAGGAGCAAUAAUGGCUGCAUGGACUUUUCGUGCUAUCUUUCCAGCUCCAGUGAAGAAGAAGCAGCCUCAGAAGAAAAAGCGAAAUUGAGAUAGACUGUUGUGCUUCAAUUACUUCAUUAAUCUAGGUUGCGCUGUGGUUGAAGUAACCUGAUAAAGUUGAAAGCAAUUCUUAACUUCAAAUACGGGAUCAUAACAGAUUCCCUUUGCCAUUUGUUGGAAUUGUUAAUAAACCCCCUUUCAACAUUGAUCCAAAUUCAACCAACUAUUAGUGCAAAAAAUUUAGUUGUCCAAAGUUGGAUGCCCUUGAA
Molecule: messenger RNA, 1122 nt
Organism: Solanum dulcamara
Lineage: Eukaryota; Viridiplantae; Streptophyta; Magnoliopsida; Solanales; Solanaceae
Product: aquaporin SIP1-2-like
Exons: 3
Coding region: 171-902 (243 amino acids)
Biological process (GO): transmembrane transport
Cellular component (GO): membrane
Molecular function (GO): water channel activity
Source: RefSeq, a predicted model, not a curated record